Messenger RNA from Trachemys scripta elegans, 1587 nucleotides. RefSeq names its product tubulin beta 6 class V (gene TUBB6). The transcript has a single exon. Gene Ontology annotation, cellular component: microtubule; cytoplasm. Gene Ontology annotation, molecular function: structural constituent of cytoskeleton; GTPase activity; GTP binding. NCBI's taxonomy places the organism in Eukaryota, Metazoa, Chordata, Testudines, Emydidae. The record is from RefSeq and is a predicted model, not a curated record. Bases 182 to 1084 code for a protein of 300 amino acids. Gene Ontology annotation, biological process: microtubule cytoskeleton organization; mitotic cell cycle.
UUUAUCCUACAUUAUUUCAGGACAAACAGGUGCAGGAAAUAACUGGGCCAAAGGACACUAUACAGAAGGAGCAGAGCUGGUAGAUUCAGUGCUUGAUGUUGUAAGAAAAGAAUGCGAACACUGUGAUUGCUUGCAAGGAUUUCAGCUCACUCAUUCCCUUGGAGGAGGAACAGGUUCUGGCAUGGGAACGCUACUCAUCAGCAAAAUCCGAGAGGAAUAUCCCGAUAGGAUAAUGAAUACAUUUAGUGUCAUGCCCUCUCCAAAAGUCUCUGACACAGUGGUGGAGCCUUAUAAUGCUACACUCUCAGUCCACCAGCUGGUUGAAAACACAGAUGAAACCUACUGCAUUGAUAAUGAAGCUUUGUAUGACAUUUGUUUCCGCACCCUGAAGCUCACCACCCCGACGUAUGGAGAUUUAAACCAUUUGGUGUCUGCUACAAUGAGUGGAGUAACUACAUCGUUGCGUUUUCCAGGCCAGCUGAAUGCUGACCUUCGAAAACUGGCAGUAAAUAUGGUGCCAUUCCCACGCCUUCACUUUUUCAUGCCAGGGUUUGCUCCUUUGACAGCCCGAGGCAGUCAGCAAUACCGAGCACUCACUGUUCCAGAGCUCACUCAACAGAUGUUCGAUGCCAAAAACAUGAUGGCAGCAUGUGACCCAAGACAUGGACGAUAUUUAACAGUGGCAACAGUAUUCCGAGGUCCCAUGUCCAUGAAAGAGGUUGAUGAGCAGAUGCUGGCCAUCCAAAACAAGAACAGCAGCUACUUUGUGGAAUGGAUCCCAAAUAAUGUCAAAGUGGCAGUUUGUGACAUCCCACCCCGUGGCCUCAAGAUGGCCUCCACCUUCAUUGGCAACAGUACAGCUAUUCAAGAGCUCUUCAAAAGGAUCUCUGAGCAGUUCUCUGCCAUGUUCAGGAGAAAGGCUUUCCUCCAUUGGUUUACAGGAGAAGGGAUGGAUGAGAUGGAAUUUACAGAAGCAGAAAGCAACAUGAAUGACCUGGUUUCGGAGUACCAGCAGUACCAAGAAGCUACGGCAAAUGAUGGAGAGGAAACAUUUGAAGAUGAUGAGGAAGAGAUCAAUGAAUAAAGAAAUUCUGUCUUACACACACUAAUCGACAUGAACAUUCUCAAAUAUGGAUUUUUAAAAUUAGUCUUGUAUAUCCAUAUUUAAUCUCCAUCCUCCUUUCUUCAAAAAAUAGAGAGGAAAAAAAAGUAGCUUGAUUCUCAGAGAUGAUGAGUUUCCCUCAGCUUCCGUUAUUUCCGUGGGAACUGAGGGAGAUCAGCAACUCUGAAAAUCAUGCCACUUUUAUAUAGGAGGCUAAUUUUAGGCAUCCAAUUUUAGAAUUUUGGCCUAAAAGUUUAAAUAUAGAGAUCACUAGAUUUGUUUAAAUAAAUCUAUGAAAGGUUGUACAAGAGGUAGAAUGGGGAUGGAAAGUCAUUUGAAAAUAGGGCUGUCCUGUUUUCAUCAAACUGUGAACAGCAAUAACAGCAAAAAUCUUGUGGGUCUUUGAAGUAUUAUUCUGUACUGAAUGUAUAGUACCUAUGUGCCAGGAGCAGAAUCUAUUCAUAAUAAAUCAAAAUUUAAUCAUA